Molecule: messenger RNA, 409 nt
Organism: Guyanagaster necrorhizus
Lineage: Eukaryota; Fungi; Basidiomycota; Agaricomycetes; Agaricales; Physalacriaceae
Exons: 3
Coding region: 1-195 (64 amino acids)
Source: RefSeq, a predicted model, not a curated record
AUGCUCGCAAAGGCUCUCAUACUUGUCGCCUCCGUUAUCUCGAAUGCUAUUCCAUCUGCUCGUGUUGCGUUGCACACUGUGAAGAUGGUUAAUCAAUAUAGCACCAGAAUUCUCACCCUAAGUCAGAAUUUCACAGUUCUCUGGACCGGAACUGAAGAAACUGGCAUGGGUCCCUUCGAAUCGGCAAUGGCGUGAGUUACUCUCCUUGUAUCACUGAUUAAUUGGUUCUCAUUUCCUACCACGCUCGACAAUGACGACUGUGGUUUUAACCACGUGUACUGUACCAUUGUGGAAAUCACUCUGAAAAAUCCUACGGUGCCCGGGGUUGACUGAAAGAGGUGUGAAUCACAAUGUUGUCCGGGAAAGUUGCGAUUCGAAAGGGGAAGUUUGAGUGAGCAGGAUCUUUCAG